Strongylocentrotus purpuratus (purple sea urchin) is the source of this 5464-nucleotide messenger RNA. RefSeq names its product EF-hand calcium-binding domain-containing protein 14. The record is from RefSeq and is a predicted model, not a curated record. The coding region runs from base 248 to 1852 and encodes 534 amino acids. NCBI's taxonomy places the organism in Eukaryota, Metazoa, Echinodermata, Echinoidea, Camarodonta, Strongylocentrotidae. The transcript has 12 exons.
AACGAAUUUCAGAAGGAUCGAUCGAAUAGCUAACUCGGAUUGAUUGAUUGUCCUGAAAGCAAAGAGUCGAGUGUCACGGAAUUUGCCAGAUGUACACUCGCCGACGAAGAUAUAUCGACUUCAAUCGGAUUUGAGGUCCUGGAUGGAUAUGUUCACACCUUCAGUGUCCCAGUGACAGCAAGAAAAAGUAUCAAAUCUGGAGCCACAGGGCGGACCCAAAAAUUCUUCUUCGAGGGGAACGAAAAGAAUGAAAAAACGCAAAGAGUUGGAUGCACUCCUAACCAUGCCUAACGGAAAGAAGAACGGGAAGAGCAAGCGCUCGAAGGAGGGUCACGAGCUUCUGCGCUUGGAUUCAGAGUCAAAUUCUUCAGAUAAUGAGGAACUCUUUUUGGCACCAAAGAAAACUGUUAUCAGGAGACCGAAGCCCUGCCAAUGCUGUACAAUGUGUGUGCCUCUUGUCAUGUUCAUCUUAACUAUGGGUUGUAUGGUCAUCACAGGGGGUCUAAUCUGGAUGCAUUUCAACCUCAAACAAGAUCUAGAUAACCUCAGAAGAUCGCUAGAAAAAGUUGAGAUAAAAGCAGAUAGUGCAUCAUCGCAACAGAAGACAAUUCUUAGCCUUGAAUCUGGGCUCGACAAAUUGAGCCAUCUCCCAGAAAAAGUAGAUGUUGCUGAUAUCAAAAUUAAUAUAUUAAACAAGUCACUGAGUGCUGUCCAAACAAAGCAAGAUGAAUUGGAUUCUUUAAAAGCCAGGAUAGCAGUCCUUGAGGGCAAAACAUCAUCUGCAUCAGUAGCCGAGCUGCAACAGAAUGUUGCUGAGCUUGGCAGUGAAGUAGAAGAUCUCAAAGGAAAACAUGAGACUCAGGAUGCGAAAGUAUCAGAUAAUGAACAAAAGAUAACAGAAUAUGAACAAAGGAUAACAGAAUUAUCGAAUGAGGUCGAUACCUUAAAGAACCAAAUAACUCUUUUACAAAAUCCACCUACCACCCCACCAAGCCCGGAGGUAGCUCCACCCACCUCUGCUUCAAGUGCCACAACCAAACAUCCUCCUGCUACAGAACCUUCAACAGGCUCGGCAAGCUCUGGACCCAAUCCACAAUUGAUUGAAGUCAAAGAGGAUAUUACGAGAAUAUGGGCUGCUGUUCAUGAAGUACAGAGCACUGCAACAAAUCUCUCCAGAGAGCAUGAGGAAGUAGUCGCCUCGUUGACUCAGCUUCGAAAGACGCUACUAAACGGUACAGCUACUUCACCUCCUUUGCUGCCCACUGUGGCUGGCCAUAGCAGCUCUGCUCCACAGGGUCUUCAGGCCAGUCAGUUUGACCUGGCUCAAAUGAAAGUAGAUAUUGAACUUCUGAAGGAUGAAUAUAACAGAAGCAUUGCAUCAAUGCCAGUAACAGACAUCAUUCCGAUAGAAGACUUGCCUAAUUUCAACGCUACAUGGUUGCAGUCAUUAACAGACAGGAUAGGAAGACUAGAGGAGAAAGUCAAAGAGCUUAAACCUGUUGAUGGCAACCCCAAUCUACUGAACGUCAAUGUCACCAACAGCAUGCAGAUGCUCCUAGAACGCUCCCUUGCGCAGUUCAAGAAUGAUAACUUUGCUGACGUCUCUACCCUCCAAAGUGAUGUCGAAACCCUUCAGCAAGAAAUAGCGGGUGCCAACUCGUUUGAUAAUGAAGUUGGGACUAGGAUUACAGCAAUCCAGGACCAGAUAAGCAAUUUAAAACGAGAGUGUAGUGCCUGUACACCUGCAGAAGGAGGACCAUUACCAGUCAAUAAUCCAACCGUUACCACAGGAUCAACAGAAAGCCCAUCAAGUACAACAGCAUCAGAAAGAACAGCAGAUGGUAGCAGUUAAAACUAGGGUAAGGGUUUCUAUCAGAUAAGCUGUUCUAAGAAUACCACUACUCCAGGGUAUCAUUAGAAAUACUGUGCGCCAAGUCCAUCUACUAGAACAUCAGAUUGGGUUAUUGGUUUUCAGUGCAUUGUGCAUGUCGAAGCGGAUGUUACCAAAGGAAGUACAAUUCUUACAAUUUGUCAGGAUCGAGCAAGGAAAUAUGUGUGAUGAUGAAUACUGAUGCAAUUGUGGAACAAACUUGCUGAAGAGGAAUAACAUAAAGGGUUGAAAGAGGAUCAGGAGGUGUAUGCAAGAUUUUAAUCUUCUUCUGGAAAAAGUGGCUGAGGAUGAGAAGACACAGCGUGAUAAAGUGAUAUACAUGUACAGUGUAUUGCUCACAACAGGAUCAAAUAUUUGGAAAGGAAAUGGUGGCCAAUUUGAUGAUUUUACUGACAGAUUUGGAAUGGGAUUGGACGUGCAGAGUGCCGAUGAAACUUUGGAGUGGCAAGAGAAUCAAGCAGAAAUUAGACUCAAGGGUUAGAUACCGGUAGGAAAAUCUGGUUUGAGAGGAAUUAGAACUAAAUGAAAUCUUGCUAGUGAAAUGGACGAGUCUGCACACCAUUUCUUGUAUUAAAAAAAAAAAUUGCUGUCAGGUUGAUGAGUUUUAAAAAAAAUUGAUAUACAAAAUCCCAGAUAUGGAAGUGUGUUUGAGGGUUGUUUAUUUAUUUUUUCCUAAUUUUUGGUUUCACCUUAAUUAUCAAAGAUCAUUUUUCUGAUGGGCAAUCCUUUGCAAUGUGUUCCAUAUAUGUAGUACUUAUGACACUUAUCGAUAUUUUUCAUCAAUGAAUGAAAAGUGUUUUGGUAUGACUAUGAUACAAGGAAACACCAUUACUCAGUAGUCAGAUCAAGACAUUCUUCAUUUUUGGAAGAAAUAUGUGUGGAAGAAAAGACAAAGUAUGUGACGCAUUGUAUGAAAUUGCCCUGAUGAUGACGUGACGUUCAUGGGUAAUGUUUAGAAGCUUUACUUGUAACGGAACGAUCAUAUCUGAUGUAGAAUUAAAUGUUUGCACCAUGUCAUUACUCUAUGCAACCGCUAACGAAUAUGAGGAGAUUGCAGUUUUGAUACAGUAUACCGGGAGCUUGGAAUAGCAGUUUCAUGUGCACUUUCAUUAGAUAUAGGGCAUGGCACAAUAUGCACACACACCACUAUAUUGGCUAUAUACUAGUCCCAAAACAUACCACUUGGUUUUUCUCUUUAAAAAAACACACAGAAGUCACAGAAAAUUAGCAGAAACAUACAUUCUAUGUACAUGUAUUGGAAGUAUACAGUUAGUGUUUAUCAUUGUCAUCAUUAACAUCAUCAUCAUAAUCAUCAUCAUGGUUAAUGGCCAUCAUAUUCUCAUCAUCAAAAGCCUAUUUUGGGUCGUUCUACCUUAACUCCCUGUAACAAAAAAAAAAGGUUAUGUGACUGACUUAUCAUAAAAGAUUGUGGCUUUUAUCCAUGAUUAUCUGAUUAAGUCGCCUAUUUAUUAAAAGUUAAAUCACCUUUAUGUCUCUAUGAUUUAUGUUUUUAUUAUUUGUUUAUCAGAUCAUAUUUAGGUAGAGGUUUGAAUCGAUUUUAAUCUGAAAUAAAUAAGGGUAUGUACAUGUAUGCCUAAUGGCCAUUUUCUGAUUGGUAACUAACUUGGUAUUAUUCAAUUUAUAAAAUGGAAAUUCAUUUUCUACAAAUCAUAGACUUGAAUGAAAUGUCCAUACAUGUACAUGUAGUGGACAAAAUGGUUCUUCUUUUCAUCAAAAAAUGAAAAAUAAGAAAAUGAGUUGGAAGAAGCUUCUGGAUUUUAUUUGGUUAUUUAAUAGUUUUGGUGUGUGAUGCAUAAAAUAUAGAAAUAUUAUUUAUCAUUUGCAAAAAAAACGUAGCUAGAAAAAUGAUAUACAGUGGACAUUGUAUUAUUGUAUUCAAAAGCUAUGCAUAACACAUCUUUCAUAAAUGUUUCUUUAAAUGGUAAUUCAUAAUAGAUAAUGUAUGCAGGUAAACUUGUGCAGACUAAAACAGGUAUUUAGUUUUUCUUGGCAAGUAGGAGAAGUUCAACCUAACAAAAAAAAUGAAAAUGAAAAAAAGAAAUAAAUGAUAACAACAAAAUAGAGAUGAAAAUAGGCAAAGUGCAGCCCAAUACAAGAUAUAAAGAUAACCAUGAGUUCUGGGAAUGGAAUCGCAGUUCAAAUGUGAGUUUUGUUGUGAAUUGUUUAUUAUGCAGUAGAUGGGUGUGGAAAUGAAAUUUACUGAAAACUGAAACACACAUUAUGCACAUGUUCAGGGUCAAGUGUUCUAGCUCUUGAUGUUGGGUCAAAGUUAAGUUUGAUUUAUAUUCUUUUUGCACAUGACCAAGUUUUUUUAUACAGUGAAAUCAAAAAUAUUUGUUUUCAUUGCCAGAACUCAAGAUAACCUGUGAUGAUCAUUCAAAUACAAUAUUCUUGUAUAAGAUUUUUGUGUAAAAUGUACAUGUAAAUAUGGCAGUCAGUAUUGAAUCAUAGCAUUUUUCUGCUAGUAUGGAAUGUCUUUCGGGUGUGGGGUUAAAAAUUUGUGGAAUGGUUUAAAUAAAUUUGCUGUAUGUACUGUAGGUACUACUAUGUAGUACUAAGUAGUUAAUUAAGUUUACACUCAGGGAUAAAAGAAAGUGGACACUGUUUAUAUUUAAGAUUAUCAAAAAAAAAUUAAUAUAUAAUUAUAGUUCAUAUAUCAAAAUAAACAUUAACUAAUUCUCUGCGCUGUUAAUCAUACCAUUCACACAUGAGUGAGCAUGGCCAUUUAACAAUAAAUUAGUCUCAGAAAGAAAAUGUCAAAAAAGGGGCAUCUGGCCAUUGAAAUGUUAAUAAGCAUUUUCAUCUUGCUGAGUCGAAAAAAUAAAAUAAAGACAAGCAACCCAAAAAAUAAAAGCGGGACCGUGCUACUUGCACCCUCUAUAUAGCCAACAAUGCCUAAGCGGUACCCGUUGGUCCCCCAUGAUCCCUUUUUCUUAUGUUAAUUGAGAGCGGAUUUGAUGAGAUAACCACCUGCCAGUGACCAUGCAGGGAGGUCUAAUCCCUCCUGGCCAAACUAGUGCAGAUAGGCUUCAAGAAAAAUGGGAAAGGAGAGGCAUCUUUACCAUGCUUGUCGAAUCCAAGCAAUCCUGAGACUACAGUUGACAUCCAGAGCUCAAUACUCAUUGUUUCUUAGUCUUUGUUUUCAGUGUUCAACAUGAAUAUUUUACAGAUGCACAUGAUCAUUAGCAUUUGAAUGGCUACUUGCACUAUUUUUAAAUUUCUUCUUACCGCUAAAUGAAUGAGCCCAUUCAAGCAUUAAAGUUCAAAACUUGAUCUUAAUUGCUAUUGGUAGAAUAGAAUUUUCCUUUAAUUUGAUGCAUACACAUGUAUAUUAUUAUAUUUCAUUGACGGUUUUUAAGAAAAUUUUGAACACUAAAGAGUGUCCACUUUCUUUUCUUGCUGAGUGUAGAUACAUGUAAGACUAUAAGUGUGGUGAAGUUUAUAAAAAAAAACAUAAAACGGUGUUUAUCCAAAAUAUCUGCAGUUGCUGUCGUAAAUCAUUGACUUUGACUUGUAUAAAGAAAUAAAAUGCUACUGGAUUACUAAAUUAAA